Molecule: messenger RNA, 5172 nt
Organism: Hippocampus comes (tiger tail seahorse)
Lineage: Eukaryota; Metazoa; Chordata; Actinopteri; Syngnathiformes; Syngnathidae
Gene: slc8a3
Product: solute carrier family 8 member 3
Exons: 7
Coding region: 1600-4356 (918 amino acids)
Biological process (GO): cell communication; calcium ion import across plasma membrane; sodium ion transmembrane transport
Cellular component (GO): postsynapse; axon; sarcolemma
Molecular function (GO): calcium:sodium antiporter activity
Source: RefSeq, a predicted model, not a curated record
UUGUAUUUUGUUCUCUUUACAAAACUAACAAAUUGCUUUUUUUCGUGGUGGGAACCAAAACAAAACAGUCAAACAUUUUGGGAAAUUUUUGGUCAGAUAUUUUUUUUUUUUUUAAUGAAUUUUGUGUUAGGUAAAUUUGUAAAUGGCUAAAUGUUUGACUUGCGUUGGUGGGAAAAAAAUGGUUGUAAUUCAUCGCUUAAAAAAAAUUGAACAUCAGACAGGUUGACUUGCGCAAAUAAGAGCUGCCUCGCACUUUGCCGACUGAAAUUGAACGUUGAAGCAUGAGAGGGUUUUAUACUGCGCCGUGCUUUGACUAGCAUUCAUUAUUGAUCCCAUUUAAUGAAUUCCAAAGAGCUUGCAACCCGACGAUUAAUUAACCAGGAGUAUUAAUGAAGAGCGGGUGAAGCACCAUUUUACAGCUCUGACUCACGGCAACAAUCUCUGCAAGUUUUUAAGGGUUGGGAAAACACACUUAGGGGGACAAGAAACCCACCGAGUUUCAUCGGUCGCAUUGAAAAUCGAAUGUUUCUUUCGCCUUUUGAUCAGGUGGCACUCAAAAUCCGCGGGCUUCUUUUACUCUUGAUAAGGUCACUUUCAAGAUCAAUCGCGACGCUCUCUUGAUCAGCAUUCAAAAUCAACGCAUUUACUCGUGAUGAUUGUUGUUCAUCAGCCGUGUUCAUCAUCCUCAUCCUCAUCUCCAAUAUGGGCAAAAUAUUUGACACCCUCCUCCCUAGAAAACCAGGUGGAAUCCACUCACAUGGCGUAUACGUCAGCAAAAUCCAAAGUUGCAUACGUAGGCAGCUGGGGGAAUGCAUAGCAUUUUAUUGACAUUUAUUCGGCGGCGCAGGUGCACUUAAUAAUUUGACCACAGCCCUUACGCCGGCGUCUGCAGGUUUUCUCCUCUCAGCUGAUGAGGGCGAUGACGUAGGCAGCCGCGCGCGCGCGCGGGAAGGAGCCGACGCAACCAUUGGACGCCGCUACCAAAAAUAAUCAUAAUAAUGUAAAUCCCCCCCUCCCGCUAAAAAAAAAAAAAAUGAAAGAGAUGAGGAUGAGGAGGCGGUCACGGAGCGAUGCGGGAGAGCGUCACUGAAUGUAGAAGAGGAGAAAGAGGAACGUCGUGUGCGCGCCUUCCACGCCGGAGAUCGCUGAUUCACGGCUCGGCGCCCGAGCGCGAGCCGCUGCGAGCAUCCAUCACCGGCGAGGACCUUAAAAUACUCACCCUCGCUUCCUCUUCCUCUCCCCCUUCCUCGCCCCUCCUCCUCCUCUUCCUCCCUUGUCACUGACAGCUCCACUCAGUCCCGCCAGACGUGAGGAGCUUCUGGGGUUAGGAGGACGUCACCACCACCAUUAUCAGCACCGCCACCACGGGAACCAAGGCGAGCUCCUCCGCCGGAUCCGAUCCAAGACGCCUCUCGCCGGGGGGAACCGAGCCGGCUUGAGGGGCGUGGGGGUGGCUGUCCGCGUGAUUUUUUUAUUUUUUUUUUCCCUUUGGGAGGGGAGGAUGUGGUGCAGCUUCCACACCAGCUAACCAGGUGUUCGAAGUCAAGGCCCAGUGCUGGAUCGCAGUGCGGUGAGGACCCUUGAGACCACGGAGGGUGCAUGGAGGGCUCAAGGCCCGUAAGUCCGAGGCGGUCGGCCUGUCUCCGCUUAGGACUGGUUUCAGCGGCCAUCGCCUUCCUCGGUGCGGAGGCCCGGAGCACCCCGAGCCCGCCGCUUCACCCCGACAACGCCACUUGCCUGGGGAACUCCAAAUGCACCCCCGGCAUCAUCUUGCCCAUCUGGUACCCCGAGGACCCGUCCAUGGGUGACAAGAUCGCGCGGGUCAUCGUGUACUUUGUGGCCAUGAUCUACAUGUUCCUGGGCGUGUCCAUCAUCGCCGACCGCUUCAUGGCGGCCAUCGAGGUCAUCACGUCCCAGGAGAAGGAAGUGCUGAUCCGCAGGCCGAACGGCGAGACCACCACGGCCACCAUCCGCGUCUGGAACGAGACGGUGUCCAACCUGACUCUCAUGGCGCUGGGCUCUUCGGCCCCGGAGAUCCUGCUGUCCGUCAUCGAGGUCUGCGGCCACGAGUUCAAAGCGGGCGAACUGGGGCCGUCCACCAUCGUGGGCAGCGCCGCCUUCAACAUGUUUGUCAUCGUGGGCCUGUGCGUGUCCGUCAUCCCCCAGGGUGAGGUGCGCAAAGUCAAGCACCUGCGAGUGUUCUUUAUCACGGCCGGCUGGAGCAUCUUUGCGUACAUCUGGCUCUACAUGAUCCUGGCUGUGUUCUCGCCCAACGUGGUUCAGGUUUGGGAGGGCCUCCUGACGCUGGCCUUCUUCCCCAUCUGCGUGCUACUGGCCUGGGUGGCCGACCGCCGGCUUCUCUUUUACAAGUUCAUGCGCCGCAAGUACCGCGCCGACAGACACCGCGGCGUCAUCAUCGAGAACGAGCCCGAUCGCUCCUCCAAGGGCAUCGAGAUGGACGGCAAGAUGGUCAACUCCCACUUCGCCGACGGCGGCGUCAGCCCCGCGGGCCCGACGGAGGUCCGGGAGGCGGACGAGUCCCGCCGCGACAUGAUCCGCAUCCUCAAGGACCUGAAGCAGAAGCACCCGGAGAAGGACCUGGACCAGCUCGUGGAGAUGGCCAACUACCACGCGCUGUCCCACCAGCAGAAGAGCCGCGCCUUCUACCGCAUCCAAGCCACGCGCAUGAUGACGGGCGCCGGCAACAUCCUGAAGAAGCACGUGGCCGAGCAGGCCAAGAGGUGCGCCAGCAUGGGCGAAGUCCGCGCCGACGAGCCCGAGGAGUACGUGUCGCGCGUGGCCUUCGAACCCGCCGCCUACCAGUGCCUGGAGAACUGCGGCGCCGCCAUCCUCACCGUCACCCGGCGGGGCGGCGACAUGGGUAAGACCGUGUGCGUGGACUACAAGACGGAGGACGGCUCGGCCAACGCGGGCGCCGACUACGAGUUCACCGAGGGCACGCUGGUCUUCAAGCCCGGCGAGUCCCUCAAGGACAUCAGCGUGGGCAUCAUCGACGACGACAUCUUCGAGGAGGACGAGCACUUCUUCGUGCGCCUGGGCAACCUGCGCGUGCUGGAGACGGAGGAGGAGCUGCUGUCGGCUAACAGCCUGCCGUACCCCAAAGCGGCGCUGGGAUUCCCCGCCGUGGCCACCGUCACCAUCCUGGAUGACGACCACGCCGGCAUCUUCACCUUCGAGAGCGGCGCGCUGCACGUCAGCGAAAGCGUCUGUGUCAUGGAGGUCAAGGUGCUGAGGACGUCGGGCGCGCGGGGCACGGUCAUUGUGCCUUACCGCACCCUGGAGGGGCUCGCUAAGGGGGGCGGCGAGGAUUUUGAGGACGCGUACGGCGAAUUGGAGUUCAAGAACGAUGAGACCUGCAAAGUCAUUCAGGUGAAAAUCAUCGAUGACGAGGAAUACGAGAAGAACAAGAACUUCUUCCUGGAGCUGGCAGAGCCUCGUAUGGUGGACGUGAGUCUCCAGAAAGACGUACCGGACAGGAAGUUGACGUCGGACGAGGAGGAAGCCAAGCGCAUCGCCGAAAUGGGCAAGCCAGUUCUGGGCGAGCACGCCAAGUUGGAGGUCAUCAUUGAGGAAUCCUACGAGUUUAAGAGCACCGUGGACAAGCUGAUCAAAAAGACCAACCUGGCUAUGGUGGUGGGCACCAAUUCGUGGAGAGAGCAGUUCAUGGAGGCCAUCACCGUCAGCGCAGACGAGGACGAGGAUGACGCGGGCGAGGAGCGUCUGCCGUCGUGCUUCGACUACGUCAUGCACUUCCUGACCGUGUUCUGGAAGGUUCUGUUCGCCUGCGUGCCACCCACCGACUACCUGAACGGUUGGGCGUGCUUCGUGGUGUCCAUCGUCAUCAUCGGCCUGCUCACCGCCAUCAUCGGCGACCUAGCGUCGCACUUUGGCUGCACCAUCGGCCUCAAGGACUCGGUCACUGCCGUCGUCUUUGUGGCGCUUGGGACCUCCGUGCCAGACACGUUCGCCAGCAAGGUGGCGGCGGUGCAGGACACGUACGCCGACGCCUCCAUCGGCAACGUGACCGGCAGCAACGCCGUCAACGUGUUCCUCGGCAUCGGCCUGGCGUGGUCGGUGGCCGCCAUCUACUGGCACAACAAGGGAAAGCCCUUCGUGGUGGAGGCCGGCUCGCUUGCUUUCUCCGUCACGCUCUUCACCAUCUUCGCCUUCCUGGCCGUCACGGCGCUGCUGUACCGGCGGCGGGCGCAUAUCGGGGGCGAGCUGGGCGGGCCCCGCGGGCACAGACUGGCCACGUCGGGCUUCUUGUUCAGCCUGUGGUUCCUCUACAUCCUCUUCUCCAGCCUGGAGGCCUACUGUCAUAUAGAAGGCUUUUAGAUGGACAGGACUUCAUCCGAGAAGGACCACGAGAGGCACGGUAUGACAUUCAACCACGCCCUUGUUUCUCCCGCCAGCCCGCCGUCCACACACACACACACACACUUCAAGCCCUUCCGCUGGGCUUACACGGAAGGCGGUGCUGCCCACCCUACGCAGACCUCCCGGGGGAUUGCCCAGAAGAUGCCAAGGAACGGGGUCCAGCAUUCCACCAGAAGGAGAUAACUGCAGUCUUACACCUUUUGGAGAGAAUCUAUUUUUCUCAACACCGUGACCUGGAGCGACACUUUUUUUAAAGAAAAGUAUUUUGGCGAUAAAACUGCAAAAAAAAAAAGAACAAAAUAAUAGCAGAACCAGAUGCAGGAGGGAGUCGGAGUUUAUUUUUAUUUAUCUUUUUUGUGCUGCAGAAGUCACAACCACAGACAGUUAUGGAACACGACUUCCAUAUUAUCUCUAUAUCAGUAUAAAAAUAUGAUAGAUUUAAUGAUUUUCUGUAUAUUUUCACCAUUCAAGUGCGCUCAUGCAAGGAACGAGCGAUGCGACUCCAUACCGGAACGAUGUCUUGACCUUUUUAAGAAUCACGCCUAUUUUAGUCAUGAAUGGACUCAUCUCCGUCUCACGCCAACUUUCACACCUUUUUCAAUCAAAAAGAAGAAGAAUGAAAGAAGUGUUGCCGCAGAGAUACAGAGGAUACAUUCAGAGAGGUAUUUUUCUAAUGUUUCCUUCCAUUGCACUUUGCUGUAGACUUCGAUGUAUGGAGCACUUUGCAAGCAAGAAGAAUUGAUGUGAAAAUGGCCCCCUUUAAAAAAAAAAAAA